ACGGCUCCGUGGCCUUCUAACCUGAACCUGAUCUCCGCGCGCUGGCUUCGGAGCCGGCAUCCCCCGCUGUCGGCCUCCACCUCCAUAUCCAGACAGAAUGGAAGGGAGAGAGGGAGAGACAGAAACAUCCUAGACAUCAUUGCACACACCCCAUGGGCUGGGACCAACAGAAACCCAGGAAGUCAUUAUGUGACUAACACAUUUUCAUCAGAUUUCCUCUGAUUUACCCUGAAGUGUAUGUGAGAAUGAUGUGUACUGCCAAGAAAUGUGGCAUUAGGUUCCAGCCUCCCGCUAUUAUCUUAAUCUAUGAGAAUGAAAUGAAGGGGAAAAGUCGCCAGCGCAUCAUGCCUGUCCGAAACUUUUCAAAGUUUUCAGAUUGCAACAGAGCUGCUGAACAAUUAAAGAAUAAUCCACGACACAAGAAUUACUUGGAACAAGUGUCCCUGAGACAGCUAGAGAAAUUAUUCAGUUUUUUACGAGGUUACUUAUGGGGGCAGAGUUUGGCAGAAACAAUGGAACAAAUUCGACGGGAAACAACCAUUGAUCCUGAGGAAGACCUGAACAAACUAGAUGAUAAGGAACUUGCCAAAAGGAAGAGCAUCAUGGAUGAACUUUUUGAGAAAAAUCAGAAGAAGAAAGAUGAUCCAAAUUUUGUUUAUGACAUAGAAGUUGAAUUCCCACAGGAUGAACAACUGCAGUCCUGUGGCUGGGACACAGAGUCAGCUGAUGAGUUCUGAUACUAAAAACAAAAAUGUGUUGAGCUAACAGAAGCUCCAUGUUUAUACAGAGAAUGUAGAUUAGUUCUAGAAAAAUCUGUAAAUAACACUAAAUGUAUAUGUUGGGUCACAUUUGUAUUGACCAUGUUACUUUUUAAAACCAGGACAUGUAGCCCUGGCCGGUUUUACUUAGUGGUUAGAGCGUUGGCCUGCGGUCCGGAGA
Messenger RNA from Molossus molossus (Pallas's mastiff bat), 939 nucleotides. It is a transcript of the gene CEP19, whose product is annotated as centrosomal protein 19. Lineage: Eukaryota; Metazoa; Chordata; Mammalia; Chiroptera; Molossidae. Gene Ontology annotation, cellular component: ciliary basal body; spindle pole; centriole. The transcript has 4 exons. Gene Ontology annotation, biological process: trans-Golgi to periciliary membrane compartment transport; microtubule anchoring at centrosome. The coding region runs from base 246 to 737 and encodes 163 amino acids. The record is from RefSeq and is a predicted model, not a curated record.